AAACACAAAUUCUUUCGGUGUGUUGGCAACAACAAACAUCCUUGCAUGUGGAUAAUUUGCCGUGCUGUAAAUUUGGCCCCCCGUGUUCUUGCGAUCGAUUAAUCCGGUAAAAUGCCUACCGUCGGCGUGAAACGUGACCUGCUCUUCAAAGCUCUGGGCAAAACGUACACUGAUGAUGAAUUCCAAAAACUAUGCUUCGAGUUUGGCCUGGAGCUGGACGAAGUGACGACGGAAAAGCAGAUGAUUACCAAGGAACAGGGUCAGGUAGAGGCGGCGAAAGAUGCAUCGGAAGAGAUCAUCUAUCGCAUCGACAUUCCGGCUAACCGGUACGAUCUGCUGUGUCUGGAAGGGUUGGUCAUGGGGCUGCAGGUGUUCCUGGGCAAGCUCAAGUUCCCUCGCUUCAGCAAGGUGGGCCCCGCCGGUAAGGGUACUGCGCCGCAGAAGAUGAUCGUCACGAAAGCUACCGCCCAAAUCCGCCCGUUCGCGGUGGCGGCCGUUUUGCGUGACAUCACCUUCACGAAGGAUUCGUACGACAGCUUCAUCGAUCUGCAGGACAAACUGCACCAAAACAUAUGCCGUAAGCGGGCGCUGGUAGCCAUCGGAACGCACGAUCUAGACACACUGCAGGGACCGUUCACGUACGAUGCUAAACCACCGAAGGACAUUCGCUUUGUGCCGCUGAACCAGGAGAAGGCGAUGAGCGGCGAGGAGCUGAUGGAGUUCUACUCAACGCACGCCCAGCUCAAAGCCUACCUUCCCAUCAUCCGCGACUCCCCGGUGUAUCCGGUGAUUUACGAUGCGAACGGCGUGGUGCUAUCGCUACCACCGAUCAUCAACGGGGAUCACUCGAAGAUUUCGCUCAAGACGCGAAAUGUGUUCAUCGAGUGCACGGCAACGGACCUCACCAAGGCGCGCAUUGUGCUCGAUACGCUCGUGUGCAUGUUUUCGACCCACUGCGCGAAACAGUUCACCGUCGAGUACUGCGAGGUGGUGUCGGCCGCUGGUGAAACGAAACAGUAUCCGGAUCUCGCCUUCAGAAAGGAAACCAUUUCCGUAGCCAAAACGAACGCCUACAUCGGGCUGAACGUAUCGGCCGAGGAGAUGGCAAAGCUGCUGAACCGAUUGCUUCCUACCAAGCAAACCGAUGCGGACACGCUGGAGGUGGAAAUUCCACCCACCCGGCACGAUAUGCUGCACGUCUGCGACAUCUACGAGGAUGUGGCCAUCGCGUACGGGUACAAUCGCAUCCCGAAAACGCUCCCGGCCAAGAUGCACAUCGCCAAGCAGUACCCGCUGAACAAGCUGACCGAGCAGCUGCGGGAACAGAUUGCACAGGCCGGGUUUACGGAGGGACUAACGUUCACGCUUUGCUCGCGAGACGACAUUGCGACGAAGAUGAAUGCCAGCAUCGAGCAAAUCCCGGCCGUGCACAUUGCCAACCCGAAAACGCUCGAGUUUCAGGUGGUCCGUACGACGCUGAUACCGGGCUUGCUGAAAACGUUGGCCGCUAACAGGAAGAUGCCACUGCCGCUAAAGCUUUUUGAGGUGUCGGAUGUUGUGCUGGCGGACAGCAAGUCGGAGGUUGGCGCGAAGAACGAGCGCCGGGUGUGUGCGGUAAACUGUAACAAGACGGCUGGGUUUGAGGUGGUGCACGGGCUGUUGGACCGGGUGAUGCAGCUGCUGGAAGUGCCGUGGGAUAAGGCGACCGGGUACUACCUGCGGGCGUGCGAUGAUCCGGCCUACUUCCCGGGCCGUUGCGCUGCCGUCCUUUACAAGGGCACGGAAAUUGGACGCAUUGGGGUGCUGCAUCCGACUGUGCUGCAAGCGUUCGAGCUUACGACGCCGUGUUCGGUGGUCGAGUUCAACAUGGAAUACUUUGUCUAGAACCGUGCGGCUCUCGAUGGUCUCGUGAAGGGAAAUAAAACACAUUGCUCUACAUCUGUUA
Molecule: messenger RNA, 1945 nt
Organism: Anopheles stephensi (Asian malaria mosquito)
Lineage: Eukaryota; Metazoa; Arthropoda; Insecta; Diptera; Culicidae
Gene: beta-PheRS
Product: phenylalanine--tRNA ligase beta subunit
Exons: 3
Coding region: 112-1884 (590 amino acids)
Biological process (GO): phenylalanyl-tRNA aminoacylation
Cellular component (GO): phenylalanine-tRNA ligase complex; cytoplasm
Molecular function (GO): magnesium ion binding; phenylalanine-tRNA ligase activity; RNA binding
Source: RefSeq, a predicted model, not a curated record